AUGGGUCUAUCCUCACUCUUGAUCCUGGCCGGCGCCGGGUCUGCUAUGGCUCAUACGAGCAGUGUCGAGGUGCCCGCGAACCUAUCCACGCGGGCUCUCGGUCGUGAUGCUCUCGCGUACUCGGUUGAGCCCGUCUGGUUGGAUUCAUUCACCAACAGCAGUCUGAUGGCCACCCUACUUCAUGGCAUCUCGAACUUGACAGGCAAGGCCACACCUAUUCGGAUCGGAGGCACGACGAGCGAUCAGACAUACAUUGUGGACAGCCUGCCCGGAAAUGUUACCUCUCUCGAGAGGACCAAGCCCAGCACGCAAUUUAAUAUCACAGCCUCCUGGUUCUCAACAUUUGCCGAUUAUUUCCCAGAGGGCACGGAGGUGAUUUACUGCCUCAAUCUCGCGGACAACUCCAGCAGCUGGGCCAACACCCAAGAACAGGCCAGCGCCGUGUGGGAUGCCCUGGGGGAAAAGCUGGUGAUGUUCGAGCUCGGCAACGAGAUAGACCAUUACAUCGACAAGGGCUGGCGAUCUGAGAGCUGGGGAGUAGCCGAGUACAUAACGCAGUUCAACAACCUCACCGCGAGCAUAAUGGACGCUUCGUGGUACGCCGAGGCCGGCGGUUCCGCACCUAAGUUCCAAGCCGCGGUGUUUGCGGACCCGCCGUGGGUGCCAGACCAGCAGGACGAGAUCGACGAUUUCGACAUCGUCAACCUGACCCGAGGAGGGCUGGUCGACACGGAGCACAAGGUUGUGGAGUCCUACUCGGUCCACCUCUACCCGCAGUCGACGUGCGACACGGAGCGCUGGCUGAGGAUGCGCCUGGACCUGUUGAGCAACCAUACCACGCUGUGGCUCAACGUGUCGCAAUUUGUGCCCCAGGUCGCUGCAGCAGAUGCGGGCAACACGUCACUCGUCUUUGGCGAGACCAACAGUGUCAGCUGCGGCGGGCGAAGUGGGAUCAGUGACACUUUUGGAGCCGCGCUCUGGGCUGUGGACUACGUGCUCAUGGCCGCUAGCAUUGGGAUGCCCAAGGUCUACUUCCACCUUGGCGCCCAGUCGCAGUACUCGGCGUUCACGCCUUGGUCGUACGAGCUGAACAACGAGACCUUGUCGUCUGGGAUCCGUGCCCCCUUCUACGGUCACUAUUUUGUCGCCAAGGUGGUGGAGGGGUUGGCAGAGGAUGAGUCGUAUGGAAUUGCGGCACUGCCGGGUGCAAACUCGAGUGACCUUAGUGGCUAUGCUGUCUACCGGGGCGAGGAUCUCGCGAAGCUCGUGUUCCUCGACAUGGGCGUAUGGAACGGCACAGAAGGCCUGUCGAACCCGUCGACGCUGAGCACCACGGACGGGACCGACUUCAGCAACGGGACGAGGCCGAGUUACAACAUGACCGUGACGUCGUCCUGGACGGCGGGCCAGAACAUCAGCAUCACCAGGCUGCAGGGCCCCGGCACGAAUGCCAAGAGCUCGGUGAGCGUGUCGGGCGUGACGUUCGACCCGGCGACGGGAGGUCGAGUGGAAGGCGAUGCCGACGAGGAAGUUAUUCAGGUGGGCGAGGGAGGCGCGGUCAGCUUUCACCUGACCGCGGCGGAGGGUGUUCUUCUCCAGCUUGUGGCCGACGCGACGGCUUCGCCAGGGAGUGGUGAGACCUCAGGAGCCUCUGUCACGGUGGGCCGCUCCUGGAGUAUGCUCGUAGUGGUUGCCAUAGCAAUGGCCAUAGCUGUGUGA
Diaporthe citri is the source of this 1719-nucleotide messenger RNA. RefSeq lists its product as uncharacterized. The coding region runs from base 1 to 1719 and encodes 572 amino acids. The transcript is spliced from 3 exons. The record is from RefSeq and is a predicted model, not a curated record. NCBI's taxonomy places the organism in Eukaryota, Fungi, Ascomycota, Sordariomycetes, Diaporthales, Diaporthaceae.